AUGUCUACUAAUAUUUUCGAAGGCUUGCAGUUCACGAACUCCUUGCCGCCUGCCAGCUUCCUGAAGCCCCAGCCGGAGUCGGAGCCGCCUCCUCAGCCUCAGCAAAAGAAAAGAACUCAAGUGGCCCAGGCUUGCGACUGGUGCCGUGCUCACCGUAUCAAGUGUGACAGUGACCGCCCGUGCACAAAUUGUAAAAAGAGAGGCGGACCCUGUAGCAAUAGUAGGCCAGUGCGGUCUACCCUGCCCCAAGCGUAUCGGGAAAUAGAGAGCUUGAGGCAGAAAAUCCAGGAGCAGGAAGCCGAGCUUCAGCAAUACCGGAGCGCUGAGAAGCCCAUCGUUGUACAUGGGCUCCCAACACCGCCGAGCUUGAUCUCGCCUCCCUCGACGGAUCAUCAAACCAGAAGCACUCUUUCUGACUAUUCUUCCAUAGCCAGCGGUCGCCCAAAGAAUGCUUGGGAGGGCAUCUUCAUCAGCACUGCACGGUCGUCACAGCAGACAUGGUACGGACCCUCAUCGCUCUUCUAUUUCAUCGGGUGUAUGAACACCUUCUUGACUUCUACGCUUAACCAAACGCACCCCAUCCAUCAAAUGCUGCUCAGGUCCACCAAUAAUUUCUCGGAUGGACCGAAUACUGUCUGUGAGGAAGGCACGCAGCCAUCUCACUCCGUGGUCCCAUCGGACGACCCCAUCAGCGAGAGCGUAUGUUUGACUGCGACGCAAGAAGAGUAUUUUCUUAGUCUCUUUUGGCAAUCUUACUAUAACUCAUAUCCUAUUCUUGAUGAGUUAGAGUUCAAGAAACAUUAUCAGUCCUUGUGGGCGACAUCCGACAAGGAACGAAAAUCAUCUGCGCUGGUAGACAUUGUCCUUGCAUUAUGCAUGCAAUAUGGCAUGGCAAAGGUCACCAACACCGGACGACCCGGCGCUGGCUCUAGAGAAAACCCCAACACUCAGGAUGCCAGCAUUGCCGGACGAUGGCAUUAUCGACGCUGUCUGAAACUGUUGGCAGGAGAGCUCGAGAACCCCGCCAUAUCAACAGUGCAAUGUCAUGUCCUCUGCUGUAUAUACCUAUGCUGCGGAUCCUUCCAUAAUAUGGCAGAUAACGCCUGUGGUCUUGCUGUGCGUACAGCAAUCAUGCUCGGCCUUCAUCUCGAACCCCCUCAGGAUAUGCCUAGUCGCGAGAGAGAGUUACGAAAGCGCCUAUGGUGGACUCUGUAUGGUCUGGAGACAAAGAUGAGUAUGAAGCUCGGUCGUCCAUUCUUAGUACAGGACGAUUAUACUACAUGCAGUUUCCCCGCCGAUGAUCUUGAAACUGCCAUGCUUGCAGGGUCUAGUUUUGCACCUUUGGGAGAUAACGUCACCUGGCUUACCUGGAGCUUGCAUAACACCAAGCUGUUGCUAGCAGCCCGACGUGCUCACACUGCUGUCCUCAAUCAUGGACCUAAUUCCUUGAAUGUGUGUAACUCGGAGCCUGUUACUGAGCUGAUGGAUGAGUGGUUGAGGGGCGUACCUGAAGCCCUCAAAACAAGACGACAGAACAAUGCUUUACACCAGUGUGGCUGCAACGACAACGACUUCUCCUUGAACUCAUGUACCAUAAUCUGUGCACAAACCUGUACCGUCCUUCGGUCUCGUUCGUCCUCACGCAGUCGCCUUCUCAUCUUGCAGAAAGGACUGCAAUGA
Molecule: messenger RNA, 1680 nt
Organism: Talaromyces marneffei
Lineage: Eukaryota; Fungi; Ascomycota; Eurotiomycetes; Eurotiales; Trichocomaceae
Exons: 2
Coding region: 1-1680 (559 amino acids)
Biological process (GO): positive regulation of transcription from RNA polymerase II promoter by galactose; DNA-templated transcription
Cellular component (GO): nucleus
Molecular function (GO): zinc ion binding; RNA polymerase II cis-regulatory region sequence-specific DNA binding; DNA-binding transcription factor activity, RNA polymerase II-specific
Source: RefSeq, a predicted model, not a curated record